AUGACAGACGAACACAGAAUCGGGGCUGAAGAUCUGGACACCAAGAGAAAGUGUGGAGAUUUUUCCAGUUUAUACGGAAUGGAGGUAGCGAGUUCCACUACCCGUUCUUUAGGCGAUUCCACAGGUCAAGAAGGCGCCUUCAAGAAAAUCAAAUCCGAUGGAAACAGCUUAUCUUUAUCCUCGACAUCUUCUCUUGGAAGCAGCUCGUCUACCCCGACACCCUCGGGUCACAACCCCUCGGCUUCGUCAUGCCCCACCCCUGCACGUCGUCGUCACAGAACGACCUUUACGCAAGAACAGCUACGAGAACUAGAAACAGCGUUCUCUAAAAGCCAUUAUCCCGAUAUUUAUUGUCGAGAAGAACUGGCCAGAAUCACAAAACUAAACGAAGCAAGAAUACAGGUGUGGUUUCAGAAUCGUCGAGCUAAAUACAGAAAGCAGGAGAAACAAUUGGCUAAGUCGCUUUCCCCUGUCAUACCCACGUGUAACGGUAUGAUGAGAAAUAUCUACCCAACAAACACUCGACCAUACGGCUAUCCAACACCAUCUAAUAUGAACAUGAAUAUGAACUCGAUGUCGAUGUCCAGAUACCCACAGAUGAAUACGUCAUAUCCGCCAACUGUCGCUCAGUUCUCGGCAAUGUCCGGAAUUCAGCCAUCUUCCAAUAUGGCGUCUAUGUCGGUACCAAGACAAGUUCAGCAGUUUCCAAUGGCGUCUGACUAUAGUCUGGAAUCACCGGAAGAAGAUUGGUACAGUAAAAGUUUAUCAGCGUUACGUAUGAACAAUUCACAUCCGGGUGGUUUUGGAAAUGUUUUAUCCUAUCAGGCACAAGUAUAG
This is a messenger RNA of Patella vulgata (common limpet), 837 nucleotides long. Its product is annotated as homeobox protein unc-42-like. Lineage: Eukaryota; Metazoa; Mollusca; Gastropoda; Patellidae. Bases 1 to 837 code for a protein of 278 amino acids. The transcript is spliced from 4 exons. Gene Ontology annotation, molecular function: RNA polymerase II transcription regulatory region sequence-specific DNA binding; DNA-binding transcription factor activity, RNA polymerase II-specific. Gene Ontology annotation, biological process: regulation of transcription by RNA polymerase II. The record is from RefSeq and is a predicted model, not a curated record.